ACAUCUCACAGGCACAGUAGUCCAAAAGCUUGUCUGCAGCUACGUCAAGACUGUCCUUGUCAUCUUUCAGCACGUGUUCCGGCACCCGUCGGUAAGAGCUUAGUGAUCUUAGUAACUCUCAGUUGAUGCGUGCACGACGCGCCUGGGGUUCUAGAAGGGUGUGCCCUGUAUCGCGACAACGAAAGCACAUGCUCAGCUUGCAGCGCUGCUAGUAAUAUUUGAGGGACCUCCGCGGUCGAAGCGUUCGUUCCUUCCACCUGAACAACUUGCAGCUUGGGUCUCCGGCAGAAAGAGCAGCGGCAGAAGCUCGCGGCCACACAUUUCGAUGCCGCCCGCCAUCGAGGCAGUGGAAACGCCACUGAGCGCUGGUGAGCCAACGCGACUGGACAAUGAAGGCGAGUCAUCCGUCUCGACAAUCGACGCUCUGCCUAGCGUCCAACAUGGAGCAUCUCUCGACAACGAAGCUGAAGAUGAACGACCUCGUGAGCGGGUCGAGACGCCGCCGGGGAUCAAAGGUGAUUACUUCUCAGAGUUUCCGGGUGAAACGGACGACAUUGUGAAGUCGAUCACAAAUCCAUCCAAUCCGGACGAAACGGGACCAACAGUUGUUGGAAGAAAGCGAGCCAGUACAGCACCCAUGAGCAGACCGAAGCCCCCGACUCGAAGCAGCACCUUGUUGAGAGCCAUGAGACGCAAGCAACAUCCCUACCAAUACCAAUUCGAUCCCAUGUCCUCCGAGUCAGACUCUAGUACCGAUGAUGAAGAGGACAGGCGAGCGACGCCCCAGCCAAAGAAGCCGAAACGAGUGCAGAGCAGGGUCGAGCAGAAGGAGGAGGAGGAGCAAAAGAAAGCAGCGAAACAAGGACUGUCGUUUUCGAAGUUUCACAUUGGAAACGAGUACUUUCGCACUAAGGGCAAAGUCUCCAAGAACGAUGGCCGAUUGAAGAUUUCGAUCAACGAGACAGCGAAUAGCGGCUAUCUCGCCAAAGCUCUGGGUCACAGCAUUAGACAUCAUUUGGACAUUCCGAACAAACGCGACAGAAAGCAACGAAGAUAUGCGGCGGAGCAUCCAGAUCGCAGUGCAGAGGAUGAUGCCUCUUCCAUUGCAUCCUCACUCCCCGCGAAAGCAGGCAAACCUCGGCUGAAUAUCGUAAUCAUGAUCAUUGGGAGCCGUGGAGACAUUCAGCCUUUUCUGAAGAUAGGCAAGAUCUUGAAAGAAGAGCACGGGCAUCGAGUACGAAUAGCGACGCAUCCGACAUUCCGAGACUUCGUCGAGAAGGAUGGCGGUCUGGAGUUCUUUAGCAUCGGUGGUAAUCCAUCGGAACUUAUGGCGUUCAUGGUGAAGAAUCCAGGGCUCGUUCCCAACCUACAAACGAUACGCGAAGGAGAAGUGAAAAGGCGACGAGAUGGGAUGGCCGAGAUGUUUGAUGGGAUGUAUCGUGCGUGUGUCAAUGCCACGGAUGAUGAGAAGGACACGCUCAAUAUGAAGUUGCUUGGGGACAAAUUUCCGUUCGUUGCGGAUGCGAUUAUCGCAAACCCUCCUUCAAUGGCACAUGUACACAUUGCAGAGCGGCUUGGUAUACCGCUGCAUAUCAUGUUUACGUUUCCUUACACUCCUACUCAGGCCUUUCCACACCCUCUUGCAAAUAUCAAGCACAGUAAAUCUAAUGUUGACCCGAACUACAUCAACUUCAUGAGCUAUCCGCUCGUGGAGAUGAUGACCUGGCAAGGUCUCGGAGACAUUGUCAACCGAUUCAGAGUUAAGACUCUGGGUCUCGAGCCAGUCAGUUCACUCUGGGCACCGGGAGCGCUCUAUCGUAUGCACGUUCCAUAUACGUAUAUGUGGAGUCCAUCAUUGGUUUCGAAACCAUCAGAUUGGGGGCCGGAGAUUGAUGUUUCUGGCUUCGUCUUUCUGGAAAUGGCCAAGAACUUCAAACCGGACAAGGAUCUUGAGGACUUCCUCAAUGCUGGUUCACCGCCAAUCUACAUUGGCUUCGGGUCGAUCGUCGUUGAUGACCCGAACAAGUUUACGGAGAUGAUCUUUGAAGCCACCAAGAUCGCAGGAGUUCGUGCGCUGGUCAACAAAGGAUGGGGCGGCCUAGGUGUCAGCAACCAUGAUACACCCGAUAACAUCUUCAUGCUUGACAACGUCCCACACGACUGGCUUUUCCCGCGAGUGAAGGCCGUUGUGCAUCAUGGCGGUGCCGGCACUACUGCUAUUGGCCUGAAAUGCGCCAAGCCGACCAUGAUUGUGCCAUUCUUCGGCGAUCAACCAUUCUGGGCCGCGCGAGUUUCAGAAGCGAAAGCCGGCGCUCACGAAGUCGUGCCAUGGAAGCAACUUACUGCUCAAAAACUGGCCACGGGCAUCAAGCAAUGUCUGACAGAAGAGGCACAACGUAACGUGCAGAAGUUGGCGGAGGGUAUCGAGCGAGAGGGAGAUGGUGCUGCGAAUGCAGUGGCUUCCUUCCACCGCUCGCUGCCCCUAGCUGGGCUUCGCACUAUUCGUUGCUCCAUUCUUGAGGACAGAGUGGCCGAGUGGAGGAUUAAAGGAUCUGUUCUUCGAUUGUCUGCGCUUGCUGCAGAGAUCCUUGUGGAAAAUGGCAAGCUCAAGGCUAGCGAUCUCAAGCUCUUGCACAAGGUCUCGUGGAACGACUUCGAUGGGCCAGGUGAACCACUUACAGGUACCUUUGGCGCUCUGACAGACUCUCUGUACGGCAUUGGUACUGGAGUUGGCAUGGUCCCUGUCAGGAUGGCGAAGCACAUAUGCAAGCAUGCGGAAAUGGAGCGCAAGAAAGCUGAGCGCGAGAAGCGCAGAGAGGAGCGGAGGAAGAAGAAGGCUGAGCAAGCCGCCGAAAGUCAGCCACACGAGGAGUCGGAGCAGAACACGAAUCGUCGGCCUCCCGCAACACGGAACGACACUACGAACACAGUGGCCACGGAGCUCUCUGUCGAUGCAGCAGCUCAGCCCGUGUUCAAAGAGCUUGCCAGUGACUUCCACCGAGGCUUCAAGCAGUCCGGCUGGGCAUUCCUGACCAUGCCAAAUGACCUACAUCUGGCUAUCGCCCAAGGCUUCCACAACGCUCCUCGUUUGUGGGGCGAUUCGACUGUCAGGAAGCCCAUCAGAAUCACCGGCGUACGAUCAGGUUUCACAGCUGGUCGGCGAGAAUUCGUCUACGGCAUCUACGACGCAUGGACAGGACUAGUCACGCUACCCAGAGGAGGUUUCAAAGACGGCGACACAGCAGGAGCAAAAUUGGUCGGCUUUGGUACUGGAGUCGGUAAGGGCCUUGGAGGAUUCGUGAUGAAGAACAUCUCAGCAGUCAUCUCGCCGCCGGCAUACGUGGGCAAGGGCAUGUUGAUCUACAUCAAAAAGCGACAUGCAGACAACGGUCCUGGAUCAAAAGCCUUUAUUCGCAGAGCACAUCUUGUCCAAGGCACGAAGGAUCUACAGGCGCUCAAGCAGCAGGAUGAUCCUGAGAAGAUGGAACAACUGCAGGCAAUUGAGAAUCAGGUGCUCGAAGGCUGGAAAGUCUACGAGGAUGUCUGGCAAGCAGCGUACGAUGCAUACGGACCUGUCGGUGGCGGUAUCGUGAAUCGCAUGAAGCUCAAUCGAGAGAAACGGCGGUGGCAGAAAGCUGGGGCACUUGAGAAUAUCAAUACAGCAAGCAGAGCGCUGAAGCACGCAAAGCGAGGCGAUGAUCUCAAGAAAUACUUCGCCAAACGCAUGCGGGAAAUGCAAGCAGCUGAAGCACCCAAGACGAGUGCCAUGGAAGCAACCGGAGACGGGGAAGAUGUCGAAGUGCCACCUGGCGGCGGACAAAAGUAUACCACGUAUGCCACGGACGAGGCUGAGGAGAAGAAGUAUGGCAGCGGGGAGAAACUCUCUCCAGAACAACGCAGUGGCUCGCAGUCUUCUGCGACUGUGGUCGCGGGGAGUGAAGAUGGAGACCAGAAGGGGCGACGAAGCUCGGCGUUGUCUUCUAAGGCUACCAACGGCGAUUUGCUAAGGAAGAUUACCAGCGGAAGCAGUAAUAAGCGGCCACUUGGCCGCGUGGGCACGGCUUGAUGAUGUUGAUUCUGUUUACACUUUUGGAUACCCCUUCUUGUUGGCAUUUAGCGAACACAGCGAGGCGUUUGGUAUGGACGUUACAGACAUUUCUUUGGGUCAUGAUGAGCGC
Molecule: messenger RNA, 4178 nt
Organism: Cercospora beticola
Lineage: Eukaryota; Fungi; Ascomycota; Dothideomycetes; Mycosphaerellales; Mycosphaerellaceae
Product: glycosyltransferase
Biological process (GO): carbohydrate metabolic process
Molecular function (GO): UDP-glycosyltransferase activity; hexosyltransferase activity
Source: RefSeq, a predicted model, not a curated record